AUGGCUUCCACCUCGCUAGUCCUCCCCAUAUUGAUUGCUUAUUUGGCCGCGAUAUUACUCUUGCCCAGCAACAAUCAGGUAGAUGCCAUUCAGGUAAAAUUCGAACGGGAAAAUGCCAUGCCAAAGGGCAACAUUAAAAGCUUUGAUUUCAAGAGUCGGAUUAUCUUACCAUAUGGGCCAGAUCUGUAUGGAAGCGAGGUUCCGCAAUCACCAAAUGACCAGCCGUAUCGAGGAUACGGGCCAGGAAUGGGCGCUUCCGAAACUGUUCAGUACGAUCAUCUGAAUCACUUUUUUUACAGUGCGAGUGAUCAAGGUUACAUUCUUGUCGCUGAUUAUGCCGACCCCUCCUCUCCUAAGAUCUCCAACUAUAGUUUCAAAGCGGAGUCCAAGUUGUUGGGAAGUAUCUCGAUUUGUCCGAACCAAGGCGUCAUGCUCUUGUCGUUAUCCAAAGUCGGACGUAUUGAUGUCUACGAUUUGGUGUCCCGCGACGACCCAAAAGUGCCACAGCUCCUCAAGUCGGUCGACUGUGGGCCUAACGCCAAAUAUGUUUUAGCAAGCAGCGAUUGCAGUGUCGCGGCGAUUGCCAACUUGAAUGUUGGGGAGGGCUUGGCACAAGGGAGUGUCACUAUCAUUCAAGGGGUUCUGUCGGAGGAACCCAAGCGAACUACCAUUCCAUUAGAUUACAAUGCCUGGGAUGACGCCUACCUGUUGCGCCGAGGACUGAACAUGCCCAUGACCAAGAAGGCCUUGGAGUACUGGGAUGAUUACUCGCAUCUAGCGGACGACCUGGACUUUACUGAUCUGCGGAACAAUUACAAGUCUUCCAUCUUUUUGGAACCACAGAGUUUGACCUGGGGGCCGGAAGAGAAGGAACUCCUUGUCAAUAUGCAGCAAAACAAUGGUUUGCUGCGAAUCAACAUGACUGACCUUUCUCCAGUCGCAGUUGCUGGCUAUGGGAUGAAGGACCACUCCUUUAUUCCCGUGGACAUUAAUGCCAACGAUGGAGAUUGCAAUCUAAAGACCUAUCCAAGCUUGUUUGCCAUGAGAAAUCCCGACCAAAUUGCAUCUCUCAAGUACAACGACAAACACUAUGUGAUCACUGCAAAUGAAGACGGCGGGAAAGAGUAUGAGGACUGGGAAGAAGCAAUCAAAUCCAAUGACCUAUUUCAGGGCUCCAACUUCAGACUGCAGAACGUUGUUGUACCAAAAGCUAUCUUUGAUGAAAACAAUACAGCAGCAGGCCAUUCCGCAUUGUUCAAUAACGAGUGCCAAGACAGUAAUGAUCCUGGUGCCGAACAGCUUUGCUUGAAGAAAGUCGAACUCAGCGUUGGUUCCAAUUCCAUUGACUUUGAGUCCGAUCCUAUGAAUCCGAUCUUUUAUCGAAUGGUUCUAUUUGGAGGAAGAGGUUGGUCCAUAUACGAGUUGCCAGAGAAUCCUCGUAGUCAGCUCAAAUUGGUCUUUGAUAGUGGCGAUGUCAUGGAACGAGAAGGCUGCAGUAGCUUUCCAUGGUCACACAACGCUCUCAUGGACGAAGAACUGGCACCUUUCACUGGCCCGAACAAUACCUUUGUCAAGGCCAUGGAGGCUGAGGGUGACUGGGAUGUCGUUCAAGCUAUCAAGGAACUCAAUGAUCCAGCGCAAGACGGAUGUUUGGAUCAGGGUGAUGGGACUCCUGGAAGUUGCCCACUCUCGGAAAUGGUGGACAGCCGAUCUGGCAAAGAUGGUGCUGGCGUAGAGAACGUAAUCAUGGGAGAAGCUUGUGGUCGAUUGGUGGCGGCCAUGGCCACGGAAAAGAGCUCCAUUGCCAUGCUCUUUGAUAUCACGGACAUUACCACUCCGGAAUUGCUGAAAGUCUUCCACUUGUCCCCAGCAGCUCAGAACAAAAGUUUUGGGUUGGCCUACAAUGAUGGAGAAAUUGGAGAAAUCGAUGCGGAAAGUGGUGUCUUUCUUUCGGCAGAAGAAUCACCUUCUGGUAAGGCUGGAAUAUUAUUUGCCGGUGCCCUGAGUGGAACUGUAUCCUGGUGGGAGUUUGAUUGUAAAGAAGAAUCACCAUCGUCAUCAAAGAGAAAGAGUAGUAAACAGGCAGAAUCAGCUGCUUCUUCUGUCAAAUUCAGAAUGUCGUCGUCAUGGGCAACGAUGAUAGUGAUUCUGAUGGCUGGAUCAUUCGGAAUAUCUGACGACGUUUUGCUGUGA
Molecule: messenger RNA, 2193 nt
Organism: Cylindrotheca closterium
Lineage: Eukaryota; Bacillariophyta; Bacillariophyceae; Bacillariales; Bacillariaceae
Source: the annotation of a GenBank genome assembly